UAUGGUUACCGAGAAAACGUGAGUUGGGUAGAGCGUUUCUUCGUUACAAAACUGUCAAAAAGUCUGCCCCUAUACUCAGUAACCUAGAGCAAACGGAAGUAGCUGAAGAUCUGCUCUCCAAAUUCCGACUUACUCAAGAAAAAUGGCGCCGUCAGCGAAACCGAUCUCCAGCCCAGUUCCAGAUGCGUGGUACCCCACUCUCGCCGUACUUCUGCUCGCCUUCGGCCUUGCCAUCACCGCCUCUUUCUUCAUUUAUGAAGCUACUUCCUCUAGGAAAAAUCGCAAUCUUGCAAAGGAAUUGACUACUGGUGCGGUUGCAUCAGUUUUCCUGGGUUUUGGAUCUCUGUUCUUGCUGCUCUCUUCUGGUGUCUAUGUUUGAGUCUUAACAUAAAAAGUAGGACAGUGCACGAGGUUUCACAUCCUUAUGGCUUUUUCUCACAUUCUGAACCUAAACUGAGGUUGGCUCAAGUUUUGAUGUCCAGCGAGACCGUUUAUCAUUUGUGGUACUAAAUUCAGAUGGUAUUAAAACGUAGAUCAUUUGGUUCACAGUCAUGUGUUGAAGUGUUGUGUGUUCUUAGCUCUCUUUUUUGACGGGGAAUCACGCAAUGAGGAGUGUCAUACUUUUCAGGGAUUCACUUUCAUUCCCCCUCAAAAUACCAAAUUAAUUGGGAAAUGAAACCACUUUUUCCUUUUAA
Salvia splendens (bonfire salvia) is the source of this 695-nucleotide messenger RNA. RefSeq names its product transmembrane protein 258-like. Lineage: Eukaryota; Viridiplantae; Streptophyta; Magnoliopsida; Lamiales; Lamiaceae. The coding region runs from base 143 to 379 and encodes 78 amino acids. The transcript has 4 exons. The record is from RefSeq and is a predicted model, not a curated record. Gene Ontology annotation, cellular component: oligosaccharyltransferase complex.